CGCGCUUGCGCGUAUUCUUGCAUAUACAUAUAUACGUUUGUGUGUGUGUGUGUUGUAUGCAAACUGUUUCCACCGGAUAAAAAGAUAGGCAAAGACGCAUUUUCCGCAUGUCUGGUUCUGCCAAUUUUCCAGGCGCAUGUACGCACAUACACACCCCGUCUUUAUCGAAUAUGGAAUCUCCCGUUGGGUUUGGGGUUGCGAGCAAGGGGGGCUGGCAGACAAGAUUGGGUUUCUGGCACCAGGCUGUGGUUCGUGCGGACGUUGGGCGAAAAAAAAUAAAACUCCCCGCGAACCUUGGGUCCAUGUAGCCCUUGUCCCCAUGUCGACAUGUGACGACAUCAUUUGCAUGCCGUACGAUGGGCCGUGUACGUAGGGUACUCCGAUGGGUUUUUGUGAAGAGGGAAAAAAGUAAGGAAGAGAGAGGAAAAAACCACUUACACCAAUGCUGCAGCCUU
Bipolaris maydis ATCC 48331 is the source of this 455-nucleotide messenger RNA. The record is from RefSeq and is a predicted model, not a curated record. NCBI's taxonomy places the organism in Eukaryota, Fungi, Ascomycota, Dothideomycetes, Pleosporales, Pleosporaceae.